This is a messenger RNA of Dendroctonus ponderosae (mountain pine beetle), 925 nucleotides long. RefSeq names its product transcriptional regulatory protein ASH1-like. NCBI's taxonomy places the organism in Eukaryota, Metazoa, Arthropoda, Insecta, Coleoptera, Curculionidae. The coding region runs from base 338 to 910 and encodes 190 amino acids. The record is from RefSeq and is a predicted model, not a curated record. The transcript is spliced from 2 exons.
UAUCAUUUGUAAGCAUCCAGUGCCGCUUAUCUCGGCAGGCAAACAACAAUGCCGCACAUCGGGCUUAUGUGGACUAGGCCGAGUCCCAUUUUCGGCAACUUUAUUCGUUCUUCUCGGCAAGUUACCGCGUAGUAGUAGCGAAUCGCGAUAAAGGCGAUUGCCUGUUAAGGUGCUCUUUGCGUCAGGUGAACCUUGUGAUUAGUUACGCAACUUUGCAGGUAAUCUGGACCAGAUUUUGGAUCCGAAAUUCACACUUAGCGACUACCAAAUCACCGAAAUCUACGUGGUGGCCAAAGGCACCACGAACUUGAACCAGGCCUUUUCCGCUGCCGACAUCAUGGUGCUGCGGAAAGAAGAAGAGCGCAAGCAGAUGCACAACAAGGCCGGAGGCGGCGUCUUCAAUCUCAUCUUCAAGCGGGGAAAAUCGAGCAUGGGUUCCGGCUCGGUAUCCAGCGACAAUCGAUCGAUUUCGCCCACUCAAAGCGACGACUCCCGAUCGGUGACUCCACCGGUGGUUCAGCCGCCCCCCGAGCGGCCGAAGCCGCCCCAAAGGAAAAGGCGGCCCGCGCCCAAGCCGCCCCAGGCGCCCGAGGCCUCUUCCACCAAGAAAACAAUCGACAACGGACUGACUAUCUGCCAUUCCCGGAAUAGCAGCGAUAGUUCCGGUUACCACGAGGCGUCUAUUUUGAGCGACCAUUGCGCCAACGCCUCCCUGCCCAGAAUGCGCCCCAAGUCCGCCUUUGUGGGCGAUUUGGUGACUGCUCAGGGUUCCUCCAACUUGAACACGAUGGUUCCACAUUCCCGCUCUACUACCAGCUUAGUAACAGGUGAGCCCGGUUUAAGCCCCCGCUUAGCGGGUUUAAACUACCGAUUUAAUUGCGGGCGUUUGGAAGCAGGAUUUAGACGGUAAAAUUUAAAAGUUGUU